Messenger RNA from Asparagus officinalis (garden asparagus), 556 nucleotides. RefSeq names its product 40S ribosomal protein S21. Gene Ontology annotation, cellular component: ribosome; cytosolic small ribosomal subunit. The transcript is spliced from 4 exons. Bases 124 to 372 code for a protein of 82 amino acids. The record is from RefSeq and is a predicted model, not a curated record. Lineage: Eukaryota; Viridiplantae; Streptophyta; Magnoliopsida; Asparagales; Asparagaceae. Gene Ontology annotation, biological process: endonucleolytic cleavage in ITS1 to separate SSU-rRNA from 5.8S rRNA and LSU-rRNA from tricistronic rRNA transcript (SSU-rRNA, 5.8S rRNA, LSU-rRNA); translation; endonucleolytic cleavage to generate mature 3'-end of SSU-rRNA from (SSU-rRNA, 5.8S rRNA, LSU-rRNA). Gene Ontology annotation, molecular function: structural constituent of ribosome.
CUAAACCCUAGACUGCACGUAUAAAUGCGCCACGAGAAGUUAGGGCAAAGUUCACCACUGCCCCCUCCUCGCGCUUCAUCUCUCUUCUGUGCACUGCGACCGGCGAUUUAGACCCAGAGCAAGAUGCAGAACGAGGAGGGAACUGUCGUCGAUCUCUACGUCCCGAGAAAAUGUUCUGCGACGAAUCGGUUGAUCACUGCCAAGGAUCACGCUGCAGUGCAGAUCAACAUUGGGCACGUUGAUGAGAACGGGAUCUACACCGGCCAGUUCUCAACUUUUGCUCUAUCUGGCUUCAUCAGAGCUCAGGGAGAUGCUGACAGUGCCCUGGAUAGGCUCUGGAAUAAGAAAAAAGUUGAAGUUCGACAGCAGUAGACUAAUGUUAUGUUUUUCUUUGUCAGUUUGAGUCUGAACCCUGAGCUAUUUUGCCGAACAACUUGUUUUAUUUAGAGUUUCUACUUCGUUGUAUGUUUAAUCUCGUGAAUCUUUUUCGCAAUUGAGAUGGAUUUGAGACUGUCUUGGUCCUCUGUUCCCAGUUCAGAAGUUUUUUGCUUGAUUU